GAAGCAGCUGGCUACACACUAGGCUUGAUCAUUUGGGACCGGCCGAUUCGGCUUCGUCGGUGCUUUGUUCGCACUUGGAUAGAUAUUUCGGUCAGGAUUGUCUGUUUCAUGAGGUACAUGAGAAUUAUCACGUAUUGAUACUUGGAAGCUUACCGAAAAAGAACAAUGUUCUUGAGAGUAUUGAUGUUGUCAACAUGUUUGGUAUUUGCAACGGCAGCCUCCAACAAGCCAAUGCAAGUGAUGGACCUCUUCGAAGUGUUUGGAAUUGGUAGCCGUUUGAUUGCUGGUAUCAGCCCGGUUGAAGACCCUCCAGAUUUUCAACUAGGAAAGGCAUAUUACUUUGGAGGUGAUGCUGUCAUGACCCUUCUGAGAGCCGACAGACUUGACCUAAAGAAGCUGGGGCAGGGACUGAGGCAUAGGGACGAUGUGUUCCUGAUGGCUAAUGUUCGCCUCGUACCUCUCUCUCAAAGUGUGCUGCUUGGUGUUUACUCCAAGACAGAGGCGCCAUUAGUAUAUUUUGAAAUUCUGUUGAACAGUGGUACUGGUUCUGAUGCAAUAAAGAUUACAUACAAAUCUCAAGAUGGGGAAUCUCUAAUGAUAACUUUUGAUGAUCUUGAACUGGUGGAUGGAGAAUGGCAUAAGAUAAUUAUCCAAUUCACUAAUCUACAGACUAGGCGCGAAAACAAGGUUAUUAUGUACCUAGACUGUGCCAAAGUAGGCGAGCAAAAGACUAGUGGAAGGAUAGGUAAAGUUCUUACAUUGGAUCGGAUCAACACUCUAGAACUUCGAUUGGCACAAAGUGGACCACACUCCGUGUCUAUGCCGUUCGAGGGUACAAUGCAGUUUCCUCGCUUUCUGUUUGGUGGUUCGAUCGCUGAUGCCAAAAACAUGAUCAAUUGUUAUCAGGCUCAGGGACUGCGGACACAAGAUGAAUUUUCUAACUUUGGUAUGACUGAAAUGCAAAGUAUGAUGCAGUCAAUGGCAUACACCAUGCAGGGCAUGAAGGCAAGCAUGGAUGAACAGACCAAAGAGAUGGAAGGUAUCAUGAAUACAUUAAAUGAAUGUGGUAUUUGUAAUGACCCUAUACUAAGAGAGGAAUCCCGAUUACCACCUGAGGUCAAUUGCGAUAUGCAGCCCUGUUUUCCUGGAGUAGGCUGCACGAUGACCCCUAGCGGGUACGCCUGUGCCCCGUGUCCACUAGGCUACGAUGGUAAUGGUACUAUUUGUACAGAUAUUGACGAGUGUGUGGAAGCAAUGCCAUGUUCUGAGGUAACAAAAUGUAUCAACUCAGCACCCGGCUUCCGUUGUACCGACUGUCCCCGGGGCUACAUCGGCACCGGCAGAGAAGGCAAUGGUAGGGAUGAAGCUCACGGGACCAAACAGAUUUGUAUUGAUAUCGACGAAUGCUCAAUUAACAAUGGAGACUGCACGGAAAACUCUAUAUGCGUCAACACUGAGGGUGGUUACUUCUGUGGAGAAUGUAAUCCUGGAUAUCAAGGAAACCAGACGGUGGGAUGCACCAAACGGCGCUUGUGUACAGAUGGAUUAACCGUCAGCCCAUGCCACAUGCAUGCUACCUGUUUUGUUUACUCAACAAAAGUAUACUGCGAGUGUGAGAUGGGCUGGGCUGGUAACGGUUAUGUCUGCGGUCCUGAUAUUGAUAUGGAUGGCUUCCCAGACGUUCGCUUAAAUUGCAGAGAUUUUGUUUGUAAAAAGGACAACUGUGUCGAACUACCGAACAGCGGACAAGAGGACACUGAUAAGGACGGCAUUGGCGAUAUUUGUGACGAUGAUAUCGACAACGAUGGCCUAAAAAAUACAAAGGACAACUGUAUUUAUGAACCGAACGUUGAUCAAGAGUCCAACAGAGAUGACGAUAAUGUAGGCAACGCUUGCGACAAUUGCCCUCAUACAAGUAAUCCAACACAGAAAGACUUCGACAAUGAUAAUAUUGGAGACGCCUGUGACAAUGACAUGGAUGGUGAUGGUAUACCAAACGAACGAGAUAAUUGCCCUUUGAAGUACAAUCCUCGCCAAUAUGAUAUGGAUGAAGAUGGAUUUGGUGAUGUGUGCGACAUAUGCCCCUAUACACCGAAUUCUGUCCAGGAAGACUUUGAUCUGGAUGGCUUGGGGGAUGAAUGUGAUACAAAUGAAGAUAGUGAUGACGAUGGUGUUCAAGAUAAUAUCGACAACUGUCCAGGAAUACCAAACAGUGUGCAAAUUGACACUGAUAGUGAUGGUUUGGGAGACGCGUGUGAUAGUGACGAUGACGAUGAUGGCAUCCGGGAUGUUUACGAUAACUGCAGACUGAUUCCAAACACCGAUCAAGCUGACGAGAACGGUAAUGGUGUCGGAGAUGCAUGCGAAAACGAUCUUGAUAAUGACGGUGUUGAGGAUUACUACGAUUCGUGCCCGGAGCGGAGGGAUGUUUAUGCGACUGAUUUUCGAACCUUCCAGACUAUUAUACUGGAUCCAAUUGGUGACGCGCAGUAUGAUCCCAACUGGAUUGUUUUUGAUGAGGGCCGUCAAAUUCUCCAGACCAUUAACAGUGAUCCUGGAUUAGCUGUAACUUACACGACGUUUAAUGGCGUCGACUUUGAGGGAACUUUCUACAUCAACACUGAUGUCGAUGACGAUUACGCUGGUUUUGUGUUCGGUUAUCAAAAUAGUAGUCGUUUCUAUGCUGUUAUGUGGAAGCAUGCCCAGCAAACUUAUUGGCGAGCCACACCGUUUAGAGCUGUGGCCGAACCAGGAAUACAACUAAAGGUGGUAAACUCCGUCUCGGGACCAGGUAGGAUGCUUAGGAACGCACUGUGGCACUCAGGUGAUACAGAUGACGAGGUAAAACUUUUGUGGCAUCAAGUCAGCUAUGGUUGGGAACACAAAACAGCCUACCGUUGGCAGUUAAUGCACCGGCCGUCAAUUGGCCUUAUUAGGGUGCGGCUAUACCAGGGUAGGAACUUGAUCGUCGACUCAGGCUACAUAAUAGAUCUAACAUUAAGGGGAGGUCGGUUAGGCCUCUUCUGCUUCUCUCAGGAACAAAUCAUAUGGGCUAGGCUAAAAUACACGUGUAAUAAUGCUAUACCAGCCGAUUAUCGAGGGUAAUGAAAUCAUAGUGACGUGAAUCAAUGUAUCCAGGAUUACUAAUGAAAACAACUAUCAUAGUGUGUGAAAAAAAAGAGGAAACUUAUCGCAUAUCCAAGUAGGACUAAACAGGUUAAAAGUAGAUACGAUGCAGCACCAAUAUCAACUAGGUCUAGUACCUGUCCAAAAUGCCAAGGCCUAAUAAUUAUCAUAGAAAGUAUAGAAUAUUGCUGGCAUAACACUUUGAAGAAUAUCUACAACAAUAUUACCAGAGCGUGCUAUUUCUAUGUAAUAAUAAUAAUAAUAAUUAUCUUUGAAUAAUAAUAAUACAGUAUUAUCUUUUAUCUUACUGUAUUCCAGAUUAGAGAAAACAUUGAUGAUAUUAAUAAUUAUAAUGUUUAUGUAUCUUAAUGUAAAGAAAUAUGUUCUAAUGGGAGUUGGUAUAGCAUUACUGGUAUACACGAUACCGUAAAACAUAGUUAUAAUAGGUUAAGCCCUUCGUGUGUAAAUUAUUGUAUUUAACUCAAUAUGGGUAGUUAUGAUAUUCAUGUAAAUAUUCAACUGUUUAGCUGUAUUUAUCAAUUGUUUUAAAUAUUUUAUUUGUAGACAAUAAGUUUAAUAUAAUAUGUCAACGAUACUGCUGAGGCGAAACAUGAAUAUUGCUUGAGAUAAACAGACAACUUUACACUCUGACACUGUCAGACAUCGUAAACGUACUCUUGCAAACUUAGGUCAUAAUGUCAUAUUAUGCGAGUCAUAUCUACGGCAUUUAACCAGUUAUUAUUUUUGCAUUUUUGAUUGGCCACCAAGCAUAGUGUAUUCUCCAUUUACAGACCAAAAGAAACUGCUGUUGGUUUACAUACUGUAAGAACUAAUAGGUGCUUCUCGAAUAAGUGUGUCGCUAAUACAAAUGCAGAUACAGAUACUGAUUUCUCUAUUGUCCAAAUGUCUGAAAAUUACAAUGCUCAUGUCUGAAAGUGACACGUAUUCGUGACUGGCCCAUCGUGUUGUAUAGGCCUACAUUGGUAAAUUUCAACGUUAGUAGGCCUAUGAUUAACUUCAUAAAACAUCGGUUGUAUAAUAGUUUUUCGAUGAUAUGAAACGUUCCCAGCAAACACAGUCGUUAUAAACGUCCGCGCAAACGUUGUCAGAAAAUGACGUUACCACAACGUCGACAGUUAUUUAUUGUGCAUUACGUUAUAAAUACGUAAAAUAUAAAAAUUAUCAUGACGUAAAAUUGUUUGCUGGGUAGUAAUGUACUCUCGAUUUAACGUUUAUUCAAAAUAUUAGGUCAAUCACGGCAUAUGACAUUAAAGAGCGCGAGAAUCUGAACUGAAUUCGUCUCGAGUCUCUUGUAUAAUGGCAUCCUGACUGACUUCGUGGUACGACAGACACCGUUAUACAUAUACAGUAUACAUAUAUUUUUUUCAUAUGUAUUUCAAAUUUCUUUCGUUAAAUUAAAUUGAUCGUGUAUAUGUUUACGUAUAUUGCCUGUGGCAUCAAUUGCUGUGGCCGAAUAAUUAAUUUAAAUAUGUAAAUAGUUUCUCCUCAUGGAUAUUUAAUUAGUAUAGUUUAGAAAACUGAAAUCAUGUUAGAAUUCUGUUUAUCAUUGUCUACUUACUAUAUUCAGUUAUUAGAACCUUAAAUCCAUUUUUGUAUUCUUUUAUUCUAUAAUGUGGAAUGGUUUUAAAGAUAUACUGCCAUGUUAAUCUAACAGACGUUUGUGUUUUAAUGAGUCAUCCAUUAGCUAUUACUUAGGCCUACCUAACAAUAAACGAAAACAAUUUUCUUGCCAAUCAAUAUUUUCUAUAGUACUUGCAUAAGUACUACCAUUGACUUAUUCCAGCAAAUGAAUUUAAGAAAAUUUCGUAAUAAAAUGUCGCGGCAGUGUAUCUUUAAUAAAUAUGUUGGGUCUAAAGGCCUACAAAUGAAAGAUGUAUAAUUAUGUCGAAUGAUAAUUAGGUUUAUUACGGAUUGUUGAUUAGUAAAAUGUAUUAGUUCAUAUAUUUAUGGCAGGCCCAUAGCCAGGGAAAUUUGACGGUUAGAACAAGUCCCCUUUUCAACAACCCACAAUCUGUUCUCCAUCAUAUACAGUUAGUAAUUACCUUAUAAUUACCCACCCUCAAAGUGAACAAAACCCUCUGGCUGAAGUGUACCUGUGGUCCCAACGAAGUGUUUGGAAAGCAAACCUCCCCGCCCUCGCCCCCACCGAAAUCUCUUUUUAAAUCCCUGUCUAUGGGCCUGUGUGGGAGGCAUAUUCAUUGUGAAAUUUCAUUAACAUAUGACUAUUUGAGAGAGAAUGGCAAAUGCAGUCGAGAUUAUUAAUUAUCAUGAAUCAAGUGAGAUGUUAAAUUUGAGAUUGAAUUCACUUUUGAUGUUGUCAGAUGGAAACGUGUGAAAGUGUAGAAUGGAUGUAUUGAAGAGGAGCUUGGUGACGUCAUCUAGACUGACUGCUCCUUAACUUUUGGUGUAUACAGGUCUCCUUCCAAUUAAAGACGACUUUUGGGAUCAGGGUUUACAUGGUCUUUAGCAGCUUUGGUCUCCAAUUAGAAUUUUAAAAAAAUAAUUGUUCACUUGGGACCACAGUAAAGUGGUCUUUAAUUGGAUGGAGACCUGAAUUUGAGUAAAGCAUCACUGUGGGAUUACAUAUUUGUCUCAUAAACUAUUAGUCGGGAAAUUUUAUAUUAGUUUUUUGACUUGCAGUAUCAACUAUUUUUGUCAAAAUUAUAACCAAAUAAAUAUUUAUAAAGUUUGUUUUAUUUUUGAGUUUUAUCUUUUGCACAUUUCAUGUAUCGACACGUACACAACAAUACAAAAAAAUUGUAUUUGCAUUUUUAAAUUUUCAAAUUGAUCAAUGUUUAUUUUUUUUUUCUUGAAAACAUUCGGAACGUUUCAGUUGGUCGGAUGACAUCAAUGGAACCGCCACAAUUUCCAUUCUUAUUAUAAUUCAGUUCACUAAAAUAUCUAUGAUACAUACUAUUUGCAUAAAAUGGUUCAUCUGUUUACUAAUGCUUAUGACACAAUUUCAUAACAAGCUUUAGAAAAUUCUAGGGAUAAAAAUAUUGUUUCUUAUAAAACACUGAAAUUUGUACAAAAAAUGAGCAGCGGAUUCAAACUGGGUUUUCCUAUAUAUCAGUGUAUACCUUUACAUUCUAAACAUUAUAUUACAAUAAGAGUUGAAAUGAAAUAGUCACUUUUUAAUCUAGAAGACUUAAGGGUGUAU
Messenger RNA from Anneissia japonica, 6307 nucleotides. Its product is annotated as cartilage oligomeric matrix protein-like. Gene Ontology annotation, molecular function: calcium ion binding. The transcript has 24 exons. Bases 166 to 3105 code for a protein of 979 amino acids. Gene Ontology annotation, cellular component: extracellular region. Gene Ontology annotation, biological process: cell adhesion. Lineage: Eukaryota; Metazoa; Echinodermata; Crinoidea; Comatulida; Comatulidae. The record is from RefSeq and is a predicted model, not a curated record.